GGACUUCUAAUGGCGGAAGUUGCUGCUGCUGUUGCGAUAGGGUGGGGCAUGCAAGCCGCAGGGUGGGUCGCCUCGCCCGUCAUCUCCGAUCUAUACAAGAAAGCAUCCUCGUAUCUUGGCUUUGAUGCAUCGGAGAAGCUAAGUGAGCUUCAGCCAAACAUUUUAUUGUUGGAGCGGGUGAUCGGAGCAGUCGAGGAGAGCCCUUACAGGCCUCGAUUAGAGGGGCUGUACAGCAACCUUAAAUCUGCUUUCUAUGAAGCAGAGGAAAUCCUAGAUGAUGUUGAGUAUUACCGUCUUGAGAAGAUACAAGAUGACAGGCUCAAGGCAAAGGUUGUCGGGCCUUCACAUCGCUUGAAGCAGAUCUGGUCUGCCGUGAAGAGCUCUCCACUAAAACACAAGUGCCAUUUUCUUUCGCAGGAGAGUGGUAUGCCAAAAGUUAAGUUGAAGAAGAAGCUAGACAGAGUAGAAGAGGUCAUAAAUGAUGCAUGCAAAGUUUUGGAACUGAUGAACUUACCAAGCACAAGUGGUGCAAACCAGAGCCAUGUUGCUGCCGAAUCACGGGGUAGUGUCACUACUUCGAGGCCUCUAUCAAAGAUAAUCGGACGAGAUGAAGAUUGUGUUAAGAUCGUAGAAAUGCUUCAUGAGAAGGAAAAACAUGAUCAACCUAACAGCAAUACUGCUCCGUGUUAUUCUGUAGUUGGCAUUCAUGGCAUCGGCGGCUCUGGGAAAUCAACCCUUGCACAACUUGUGUGUGCCCGUGAGAAAAAGGAUAGCCAUUUUGACCUUGUAAUGUGGGUUCAUGUUUCUCAGCAUUUUAGUGUGCGUACCAUUUUGAUGGAGAUAUUUGAAGCAGCUACAGGUACUUUGUGCACUGAAUUUAAAAACCGUGAUACCUUGCAAGAUAAGUUGGAGGAGAAACUACGUGGAAGACGUUUCCUCUUGGUACUAGAUGAUGUUUGGUACAAUAUUAGAGAUAUAACGCAGUCUGAAAAUCUGCAACAGAUACUCUCGCCACUGAAGGCUGGAGAGGCAGGAAGCAAGAUCCUAGUAACUAGUCGAACUGAAGAUGCAUUAUUAGCUCUGGGUACCGUGAAGCAGAGAUGCAUUCCCAUAUCUGUCCUAGAUGAAGAUGUCUUCUGCAGUUUGCUCAUGAACUAUGCACUCCACGGCGUACCUGUUGAUGAUAAUGCUCGUAGAACACUGGAAGACAUUGGAAAAGAGAUUGCAAAAAAGCUGAAGAGGUCACCUCUAGCGGCCAGAAUAGUUGGAGGACAGUUGCGUAUAAGGCAAAACGUUGAGUUCUGGAGAAGCGUUCGAAACCGGGACCUUUUGAACGAGACCACGGGAGCUCUAUGGUGGAGCUACCAUCAUCUUUGUGAGCAGGUCAAGCGAUGCUUUGCUUUCUGCAGUAUAUUUCCUCGAAGACAUUUGUUGGAACGUGACGAGUUAGUAAAGCUAUGGACUGCAGAAGGGUUUGCUAGAUGCACUAGUGAAGGGGAGGAAAUGGAAGAUGUUUGCAGGGAAUACUUUGAUGAACUAGUGUCAGCCUCGUUUCUGCAACUUAAAGCAAAGAAAGAUCCCCGUGAGAAUGACUACUAUUUAGUCCAUGAUCUGUUGCAUGAUUUAGCGGAGAAGGCCGCUGGAAGUGACUGUUUCAGAAUCAUAAAUAGUUUCAAAGAAGAAAAAUUCCUAACAGUGGAAGUUCCUCCAAACGUCCGCCAUAUCUUUGUUUGGACCUAUGAUGAAGAAUUGCUUACUAAGAAGAUAUACCAAUUGUACAACUUACGCACUCUCAUCAUUGGUGAUGGAUUUAGUCUGCAAUCAGUUGGAGAGCGAGUCCUGGAGUGUAUAUUUCAGAGCCUGAGGAAGUUGCGUGUGCUUAUCAUAACUAGUAGUUCUUGCAUGAAUAUUGAUUUCCCCUUAGAUGUGGCAGUCCCAUCAAGUAUUGAUCAAUUAAGGCACCUGAGGUAUCUUGCUUUUCGGACUGGAAUUAAUUAUUUUACAGUUAUCAGGAUGAUUUUACCAGCCACUUUGAGCAAGCUAUACCACAUGCAGAUUCUAGAUUCUGGUAGCAAUAAAGUGGUGUUUUCCUCUUGUGAAGAUAUUUGCAGCCUUGUCCAUUUACGGCAUGUAGUCUGCUUUAAUGAUUUGGAGAUUCCAACCAUCAGCAGGCUAACGUCACUCCGAACAAUGCCGGCCUUCAACGCAAGAAAGGAACAAGGGUACGAGUUAAGGCAACUCGGGAACCUAAACAAGCUUCGCGGCCAGCUAUGGAUCAGAGGCUUGGAAAAUAUUGAAAGCAGGACGGAAGCUCUUGAGGCCAAUCUGGUAGGUAAGGAAGGGUUGGAUACACUGAAACUGUCCUGGAAGAGAGUUGACGUGACUCCAGAAUCUCAGGCGCAAGUACUAGAAGGUCUUUGCCCUCCCAAGGAUCUCGAAUCACUGACUAUCGAAGGUUACAAAUGUCCGAGGUAUCCAAGCUGGAUGCACAACGGUGGCCCAAAGCACGUGAACCACCUCGAGCUUUCACACUGCACCAAACCUGGUCCUGAACUUGGUGGGUUUUGCGCUCAUCUCCGUGAGCUCACGAUUGAGUGGUGCAGUUGGGACGCCUUGCCAGAUUACAUGGAGCACAUGACGUCACUGCAGACGCUACACAUCAUGCACUGCAAUAAUAUUCGGUUACUUCCAGCACUGCCGCAGUCUCUUGAGUACUUCAAACUCCGUACCAAGAAUGAGGUGUUGCUGAGUUCGUGCAGAACAGCUGGAGAUCCAGAUUGGCAAAAGAUUAAGCACAUUCCCUACUUCACUGAGUGGGCGGCACGAUGGGCGCAGCAAUGUGGGCGCAAGCGGAGCGCGCCUUUAUGGGUGUUUCUGCUCGUCGAUCAAGGCUUCAGUCAUGCAGGUCAUGACGGAGCCUGA
Messenger RNA from Lolium rigidum, 2922 nucleotides. Its product is annotated as disease resistance protein RGA2-like. The record is from RefSeq and is a predicted model, not a curated record. Gene Ontology annotation, biological process: defense response to other organism. Gene Ontology annotation, molecular function: ADP binding. Lineage: Eukaryota; Viridiplantae; Streptophyta; Magnoliopsida; Poales; Poaceae. The transcript is spliced from 4 exons. Bases 10 to 2922 code for a protein of 970 amino acids.